GAGCGUGCAAUCCUUCGGUACUGACCAGCAGUCUUUCUCGGUUAUGCUGUCUCCACCACGCAUCUGAGGCGUUAAUCUUCUUAAAAAUGUACCACUGCAAUCUGCUGAGUUCCGUUUUAAUGCAGGGAGUGGACCUGGCUUCGUAGCCUCGUGGUUAGAACAUACAGCAGUGAAACUGGAAACGUGCUGUCUGAAACACACUAAAACAAUGCUGUGAACAUUAAGCAUUAGAUACUCUGAGGACUCAAGUAAAAGUAUUUAAGAUAUCCAUACUAGAGAUGUAAAACUUUCUUUUUCACUUUUGGCAGAUCAUCUGGCUUCCGAGGGGCUUGAAGCCCGUGCAUUGAACAGGGCAGAAGAGCACCCGAUUACCAGCAGCAGAUGUUGUACCGGCUGCAGAACACCGAGGAUUGGGCAGCAUCCAAAUACCUUUCAACGACCUCUCACUUGGGCUCAUCUUUGUCUGAAACUUCAAAUAUGUUGAGGUUAGCAUUCCGUGAAGGAAGAUGCUUUGUAGGAGUAAGAGCCUCAGCUCCGUGGUCUAUUCCUAUCACUGCUAUCUCUGAACAACAACUUUUUCACAUAAAUUGACAAAAGUGCAGAAGACAUGGCCAGUUCAGCGCGAGAACAUCUGCUUUUUGUGCGACGUCGCAGCCCACAGCUCCGGUAUACUCUGAGCCCAGAGAAUCUGCAGAGUUUGGCAUCUCAGGGCACCAUGGCUGAGAACAUGAACUUGCAGCGUGCCAACAGUGACACUGAUUUAGUGACCUCAGAUAGCAGAUCUAGUUUGACAGCCAGCAUGUAUGAAUACACCUUGGGGCAGUCUCAGAACCUUAUCAUUUUCUGGGAUAUUAAAGAAGAAGUUGAUCCGACUGACUGGAUUGGACUUUAUCACAUAGAUGAGAACUCUCCAGCCAAUUUCUGGGAUUCCAAAAAUCGUGGAGUGACUGGCACACAGAAAGGACAAAUUGUAUGGCGAAUUGAACCUGGCCCUUAUUUUAUGGAAUCUGAAAUAAAGAUCUGUUUUAAAUACUACCAUGGUGUUAGUGGAGCCCUCCGAGCUACUACUCCAUGUAUCACUGUGAAAAACCCUGCUGUGAUGAUGGGAGUAGAAGGCACGGAUGAAGGUGCUUCUGGAGCCCAGCACUCUCGGAAGUUAGUCAGCUUUACCCUAUCAGAUAUUAGAGCAGUUGGGCUUAAAAAAGGCAUGUUCUUCAACCCCGAUCCUUAUCUAAAGAUGUCCAUUCAGCCAGGCAAGAAAAGUACAUUUCCUACAUUUGCUCAUCAUGGUCAGGAAAGAAGGUCGACCAUCAUCAGUAACACAACUAACCCUGUUUGGCACAGAGAGAAAUAUUCUUUUGUUGCACUUCUAACAGAUGUCUUGGAAAUUGAGGUUAAAGACAAAUUUGCCAAGAGUCGUCCAAUCAUCAAGCGCUUUCUUGGGAAGCUAACCAUACCAGUCCAGAGACUAUUGGAGAGACAUGCAAUUGGAGACCAGAUUCUCAGUUACAAUCUUGGCAGACGGCUCCCAGCUGAUCAUGUAAGUGGCUAUCUCCAGUUCAAAGUGGAAAUCACAUCUUCAGUUCAUGAAGAUGCAUCACCAGAAACAGUCGGCACUUUGCUAGGAGUGAACUCUGUAAAUGGAGACUUGGGGAGCCCCUCUGAUGAUGAGGACAUGCCAACAGGACAUCACGAUACAUCCACAGUGUGUUCCAAUGGGCCAGUCCUUGAGGAAUCUUCUGGAGAAACAAUCCAAAGACAUAUUUUAAGGACUAGUACAACUCUGGAAACAGACCAGGAUGAGAUAACCUCAGGUGCUUCAAGAUCAUCACCUACAAGAGGUCGCCAGGACUCACUAAAUGACUAUCUGGAUGCAAUAGAUCACAAUGCUCAUCCCAGACCUGGGACGUCUGCCUCUGGUGAAUGUCCACGUGGAGCCUCCCCAAAACUGAGGAGUAGCUUCCCUACUGACACAAGACUUAAUGCGAUGCUUCACAUUGACUCGGAUGAAGAGGAACAUGAGCUACAUCAAGACCUGGGUUUUCCAUCUUCCUUGGAAGAUGAUGGUGGUUUGGUAAUGCUUAAUGGUGCUACAAGAAGUGUUGAAAGAGAUGGUUUAAGUUGCUCAUCAGAUCAGGUAACACAGGGGCCUGCAGAGAAUGAAAAUGUUUCAGCCUCUGAAGCUCCUUUGCCUUCAAGUGAUGACCAGCCAGAGAGUCCCCCAGAGCUUCCACCAUCACAGUUAGCAGAAGGGGAAAGUCCACAAGGUUCUCAAAGUGAAACACCAGCAGAGCAGGCUGGCAGAGGGUCGUAUGCUGCUCAGGAGGUAGAGCAGCCUCCUAGCAGUACAGAUGCAGGAGCUGCCGAUGCUGCUGCUGGGAGCAGAAGGGGUGUUAGUGAAACGGAAUCCAUUGAUCAAGGGUCUGAACCUUCCCAGCUGUCAUCAGAAACUGAGCAGAGUGAUCCUGCUCGCACGGAAAGUGUCAGCGAGGCUAGUACCCGACAGGAAGGGGAGAGCGAUGUGGAAGGGGCAGACAGCUCUUGCAACGAAAGUGCAACUGUGCGUCGUUCCUCAGUUGAAAUGCGGUGUUCUUUUGAAAGUGCUAGGUUUCCUGAGACUCCCACCUUCUCUCCUCAGGAAGAGGAAGAGGGAGCUUGUGCCACUGAUGUGGCUAGAACUCAGCCAGCUGCUGAAACACAAGACUUUGCAAGUACUUCGGGCUCUUUGCCUGCAGUACAGUUACCUCAGGAGGAAGUACAGGAGGCUGAAGCAGGUGAAUUACAAGACCAAGAGGAAGCAGAAGAAAUCUGGCAAAGAAGAAGUCUGCAGGCAGCAGCUGCCAAUAGCCAGUCUCAGGAUGAAGAAACGGAAGGAGCCCAAGCAGCUUGUGAGGGUGCCACAGCACAGGUUGAAGGAGCUACUGGAGGUGCUCAAGCCAAUGGCCAUCAGCCCUUGAGGUCGCUGCCUUCGGUACGUCAGGAUGUUAGCCGGUACCAGAGAGUGGAUGAAGCUCUGCCACCAAACUGGGAAGCUCGAAUUGACAGCCAUGGACGAAUUUUUUAUGUGGACCAUGUGAACAGGACAACAACGUGGCAGCGACCCACAGCCCCCCCAGCCCCACAGAUUCUCCAGCGGUCAAAUUCCAUACAGCAAAUGGAACAGCUGAAUCGCCGGUACCAGAGCAUCCGCAGAACAAUGACUAAUGACAGGCCUGAAGAGCAUACAAAUGCAGUGGAUGGAGCUGGAGAGGAAACUGACUUUCACCAUUCUAAUGCAGAUUUUCGAAGAGAGAAUGUGCUGCCUCACUCUACCUCCAGAUCCAGACUUACUUUAUUGCUCCAGUCUCCCCCUGUGAAAUUUCUUAUCAGCCCAGAGUUCUUUACAGUGCUGCAUUCUAACCCUAGUGCCUACCGCAUGUUUACAAAUAACACGUGUUUGAAGCACAUGAUCACCAAAGUCCGGCGGGACACCCACCAUUUUGAGCGCUACCAGCAUAAUCGUGAUUUGGUUGGCUUCCUAAACAUGUUUGCUAACAAACAGCUGGAGCUGCCAAGAGGUUGGGAAAUGAAACACGACCAUCAGGGCAAGGCUUUCUUCGUUGACCACAAUUCCCGCACGACCACAUUCAUUGACCCUCGGCUUCCCUUGCAGAGCAGCAGGCCCACUAGUGCUUUAGUCCAUCGGCAGCACUUAACCAGGCAACGCAGCCACAGUGCUGGUGAAGUUGGCGAGGACUCCCGUCAUUCAGGACCACCAGUUCUACCAAGACCAUCCAGCACAUUUAAUACAGUCAGCAGAGCUCAGUACCAGGAUGUGGUUCCAGUGGCUUACAAUGACAAGAUUGUUGCAUUUUUGCGGCAGCCCAAUAUCUUUGAAAUUCUACAAGAGCGUCAACCAGAUCUUACCAGGAAUCAUUCACUCAGGGAGAAGAUCCAGUUCAUCCGGACAGAAGGAACACCUGGGUUGGUGCGUUUAUCCAGUGAUGCAGACCUUGUCAUGUUGCUCAGCUUGUUCGAAGAGGAGAUCAUGUCAUAUGUGCCGCCACAUGCCUUACUUCAUCCUAGUUAUUGCCAGUCCCCAAGAGGCUCACCAGUGUCCUCGCCUCAGAACUCUCCAGGUACUCAGCGUGCCAAUGCCCGAGCUCCUGCUCCUUACAAAAGAGAUUUUGAAGCCAAGCUGAGGAACUUUUACAGGAAGUUGGAGACUAAAGGAUAUGGACAAGGCCCAGGGAAAUUGAAAUUAAUCAUCAGGCGAGAUCACUUGCUAGAAGAUGCCUUCAACCAGAUUAUGGGUUACUCAAGAAAAGACCUGCAGAGAAAUAAGCUCUAUGUCACAUUUGUUGGGGAAGAAGGGUUGGACUACAGUGGACCUUCAAGAGAGUUUUUUUUCCUGGUAUCUAGAGAGCUCUUCAAUCCAUAUUAUGGUUUGUUUGAAUAUUCAGCCAACGAUACCUAUACAGUACAAAUAAGUCCCAUGUCUGCUUUUGUAGACAAUCACCAUGAGUGGUUCAGGUUUAGUGGUCGAAUCCUUGGUCUUGCUCUGAUACAUCAAUAUUUGCUGGAUGCCUUCUUUACACGACCCUUUUAUAAAGCCCUUCUCCGAAUACUCUGUGACCUGAGUGACCUGGAAUAUCUUGAUGAGGAGUUUCACCAGAGUUUGCAGUGGAUGAAAGACAAUGAUAUACAUGAUAUCCUAGACCUCACAUUUACCGUAAAUGAAGAAGUUUUUGGGCAGAUCACAGAACGGGAAUUAAAGCCAGGAGGAGCCAACAUUCCAGUCACUGAAAAGAACAAGAAAGAAUAUAUAGAAAGAAUGGUAAAAUGGAGAAUUGAGAGAGGAGUUGUACAACAAACGGAAAGCCUAGUUCGUGGUUUUUAUGAGGUGGUUGAUGCAAGGCUUGUGUCUGUAUUUGAUGCAAGAGAACUGGAACUGGUUAUAGCUGGAACAGCAGAAAUUGACUUGAGUGACUGGAGAAAUAAUACAGAAUAUAGAGGAGGUUAUCAUGACAACCACAUCGUAAUUCGGUGGUUCUGGGCUGCUGUGGAAAGGUUCAACAACGAGCAACGACUAAGACUUUUGCAGUUUGUUACAGGCACAUCCAGCAUACCUUACGAAGGAUUUGCCUCUCUAAGAGGGAGCAAUGGUCCAAGAAGGUUCUGUGUGGAGAAGUGGGGGAAGAUCACUGCUCUUCCAAGGGCUCACACUUGUUUCAAUCGUCUGGACCUUCCCCCUUAUCCAUCAUUCUCUAUGCUAUAUGAAAAACUGUUGACAGCAGUUGAAGAGACAAGUACUUUUGGACUUGAGUGAUGCACAAACCACAGUGCCCGGCUCUUUGGACUUUUGUGGAUCUGCCUUCUCAAAGAAUGAAUGAACGUUUGUAUUGGAUUUCCUAGAGGAAAAUUGUUUUAUGAUGCAAUUCAAAUAAUGAGGUUCCAUGAAAGAGCUUAUGAAGCAAUUAUAAAGCGUUGCGAUAGUGGCAGAAUUCUCUGCAGUGAAUCUAGAGUGUGCCUGACGUGCAGGGAAAAACAAGUCUUGCAAUCCACACUUUUUCAGGUUGGCCAAACUUGUUAUGUUUUAUUUUCUGAGCAAACAAGAAAUGUGUGAUCCUGUGUUGUGAUCAACCUGACUACUGCAAAACUGACAUGUACCUGAAAACUGGAUUUCACCAGAGUUGCUGAAUAGAAAAUUCAAGUCAAAAUGUGAAAUCAUUCAGGCCCCCACCUACUCAGUAAAUUAGCGAAAAAUCAUACGAUAUACUUUUUUUUUUUAAGACUAUUCAUGAAGGUACAUUACUUUAUGCCAUAUGUUAUAACAGCAUAUUCAGUAUUUGCUGUACCUAAGACUACGAGUGCCUGCAUGGUGUGCACCAUAGAAUUCAAGUUCCUGUGACAGAAGUGAAUUGGAAGGAAAGUCAGUAAGAAAGGAUGCAAUAACAAUGGCUUGCAUUAAGGAGGUUUGUGGAAAUGUGUUUGCCAGUGCUGUAUAUGACAAAAGAUGAGCUGUUAAAUGAACUUAAUAACUUCAUAAAAUCAGACUGAUUUUAUGGUUUGUACUGCAUGGAAACUAUUUUAAGAAGAAACUAGAAAUUUAUCGCAGCAUAUCAGGAAAAAAAAUCCUAACACAGCGACUUCUGUUUAUUUUUAUAGGCUCAUUGUAUUACGUUUCUUAGAGUGUACACAGGAAACAAACAAAAAUGCUCUUUCUGUUUUUGUCACUUUCCAUGCUUGGACAGACAUUCUGCUAGUGUUUAUUCUUUGAGCACUAUCAAAGGAAAAAAAAAAAGCCUUUUAUUUUUAUAAGAGUAAAAAACUCCCAAAAAUAUUUUGCACUGAAUGUACCAAAGUUGAUGGGACAUUACGAUCUGACUGACAGCAAACUGUAUCACUAUCAAGUAUCUAUAAAAACGCUUAGGAACCAGGCUUUCUUCAUGGUGCCAUGUCUAUAGAUAUCAGGACUGUGCACAUAAGUAAUAAUUUUAUAAUACUAUAUGUGAUAUCGUAAUAUGCAUUUAUUUUAAAUGCAUCUGGAUCAUUUUUCAUGCAUUGGAUAACUUAAUGCAGUGGAGUUUAAUACAGAUAUUUCAUAUGCUCCCCACAACUUUUUAUUUGUACAGCACCAUGAAACACUAGCUCGUUUGGAAAUCUAUGAGUAACCUACUCUAAGGUGAGUCACUGGUCAUAAUGCCACUGUUCAUAUCAAUGAACUCCUACAAGAUGUAAAGUGUUCAUUGUGUCUUGCCUCUUCACUGACAAAUAGUUUUCUUAUAAAAUGUUAUUUGAAAGAAUUUUUAUGGUAUAUCAAACAUUGCAUGGACACAAAUUUCCUCAUGCUUAAUUUUGCUGAAAUACACAAGGCUUGCUUGCA
Cygnus atratus (black swan) is the source of this 6865-nucleotide messenger RNA. RefSeq names its product HECT, C2 and WW domain containing E3 ubiquitin protein ligase 2 (gene HECW2). Gene Ontology annotation, biological process: regulation of dendrite morphogenesis. The record is from RefSeq and is a predicted model, not a curated record. The coding region runs from base 608 to 5308 and encodes 1566 amino acids. The transcript is spliced from 30 exons. Lineage: Eukaryota; Metazoa; Chordata; Aves; Anseriformes; Anatidae. Gene Ontology annotation, molecular function: protein binding; ubiquitin-protein transferase activity.